CAGGAAUACAAAAGAACCGAAAGCAGAACAACUCAGACAAAACAACUAAAUUCUACCAAGAUGACGGAGGUCAGUACCACGCCCUUUGCGGAGCCGCCGUAUUUGCGCGGCCUACCGUCCCCCUACUACACACCCGCGCAUUGUCGCUUCCAGAAGGCUUGUCGCGAAUUCCUCUGGGAGCAUCUACUACGCCAUGCCAUGGACUGGGAGCGCCAGAGCACCGUGCCGGAACACGUCUUCGAGACAUUCUGCCAACAUAACAUGUUGUUGCCGAAUCUCCCUGCGCCAUUGCCGGUUGGGUGGCUGAAGCGGUUGGGCAUCCAUGACAUUCUUGGGGUCAAGGUCGAUGAUUGGGAUUACAUGUAUACAGGGAUCUACUGCGACGAGCUGGCUCGGUCCGGCCUUGCCGGUCCCGGGGCAUCUUUGAAUGCUGGAUUUGCAUUUGGUAUUCCCCCGAUUAUCAAGUACGGAAGCGAAGAGCUACAAGAGCGGUUUCUGCCCGAGCUGCUGACUGGCAAAAAACGCGCUUGCAUUGCUAUCACGGAGCCCGAAGCUGGCAGUGAUGUGGCCAAUCUGACGACAACGGCCAAGAAGACCCCUGACGGCAAGCAUUACAUUGUCAACGGGUCCAAGAAAUGGAUCACCAACGGCAUCUGGUCCGACUACACUACCAUGGCUGUCCGCACGGGUGGCCCCGGAGCUGCUGGGCUGUCGGUCUUGUUGGUACCUCUGAAGGAUUAUCCCGGAGUCACCAUGCGUCGAUUAAACGUGGCUGGACAAAAGACCGGUGGCACCACGUACAUUGAGCUGGACGACGUGGCUGUCCCGGUGUCGAACCUGAUUGGACGCGAAGGCGAAGGCAUGCGCAUUAUCAUGACCAACUUCAACCACGAGCGACUCACGAUUGCCGUGGGUGUGACACGCCAGGCCCGCGUCGCGUUGUCCACGGCCGUCCAGUACUGUCUGAAGCGCGAGGCGUUUGGAAAGACACUCAUGGACCAGCCCGUGGUGCGACACCGUCUGGCCAAAGCGGGCGCGGAGCUCGAGACGAUGCACGCGUGGGUCGAGCAGAUCUUGUACCAGCUCUGUCAUAUGAACAAGGAGGAAGGCGACCUACGGCUGGGAGGGAUCACAGCGCUGGCCAAGGCUAAAUCGGCCAUGGUGCUGAACGAGUGCGCGCAGUGUGCGGUGCUGCUGUUCGGAGGGAAUGGAUUUACGGCGACGGGACAGGGCGAGCUGGUCGAAGCCAUCUACCGCGAUGUCCCCGGAGCGAGAAUUCCCGGAGGAUCGGAGGAUGUAUUGCUCGAUUUGUCGGUGCGUCAAUUGGUCAAGGUGUACCGGACAGAGGAAAAGAAGCUGGGACGAUCAAAGAUUUAGAGAACAACUGUCCAUUUGGAUAUACGGUCGCAAAUAAAUCAAAGUAUCAAACUGUCAUAUGCCAUGCUAGCAUCAUUUCCGAAACAAACAAACAAGCAAACAAACAAACAAACAAACAAAUAGUAUCACGUAGGUAUCAACAACCACAGCAUAAACAUUCAACCAUAUCAAUGCAGCAUUCACACGUCUCCUCGCACAGGAAGCAACAGCACAUGGCCGCGAUACAUGCGGUAAGACAACCACGGUCCUUGCUCUGCGAUUCCUGGGGCGGCGGUGGCUGGUAUUGCAUCGGCGGAGGUUGAGGCGGG
Aspergillus glaucus CBS 516.65 is the source of this 1685-nucleotide messenger RNA. Its product is annotated as acyl-CoA dehydrogenase family protein. Bases 61 to 1377 code for a protein of 438 amino acids. The transcript has 5 exons. Gene Ontology annotation, molecular function: flavin adenine dinucleotide binding; oxidoreductase activity, acting on the CH-CH group of donors. The record is from RefSeq and is a predicted model, not a curated record. Lineage: Eukaryota; Fungi; Ascomycota; Eurotiomycetes; Eurotiales; Aspergillaceae.